GACUUUCAAUAAGCUUUGUUGCCUUACACAUCCAGCAACGUAUUACUGCCCAUUUCGAAGACCCGCUCACGACUCUUCAAUUGAACAGGCAGUCCGUCCGAGCAUCACCACGCCGCUAGCAUCCUCCUCGAGCAGAGCUGCCGCAUACACGUAUUUCAAGCCCGCUCCACCGACCCAUCGGUAGUCACCACGCUGGCCAACAACGCGAAUCGUAGUACCUUGAUGUCGGACUUCGUAGACAUCAAUAAAUCAGGACGCGCUUUCAUCCCGCUUAGUAAACGGAAUAGUGAACACAACUCCAUUUUAUUACCAUCAUGGAGUCAAACCACCACCAAUUUGUCGCUGCAAAGAAGCGAGCCAUGAAUGAUGCAACUCCAGAGGCUAGUGUUCACACUAUCUCUGAGGCAGCAGACAAGGUCAAAGCUCUAGCAGCGAAAAGUGGUGUAAGCGGUGGUGAAGUGCGCGUCCUGACUCUGGCGGACUACAAGGAAGCCGCGUUGUCUCUGGCCGAAGCCUUCAAAGAGGAUCAUACCAGCACCUACUUUACCCAUACUCCUGAUCGUGCUCACUGGACCGAGCAGCAGAGAUGGGACCUCCAUGUGAAGAUCAUGGAAUACAUUGUCUAUGCCCACUUACUCAAGGGCUUGGUCGUAAGUGCCGGUCCAAACUACGAUGCCGUAGCACUUUGGAUGCCACCCGGCCAAAACAUGGACGACUACGCCACCAUCCUCCGCAGCGGAAUGUGGCGCCUCUACUACCAACUCUCCAAAGAAGGCCGCCACCGCUUCUUCCAAGAAUUCCUCCCCCUCCUCGGCGACACCAAACUACAAGUCCUCCGUGAACGCGAUCAAGAUUCUUGGUAUCUCGUCUACGUCGGCACACGACCUUCCGGUCGCGGAAAAGGUUUUGCGAGAAAGGUCAUCGAGUAUUGCACUUCUCUCGCGGAUCAGGAAGGGAAAGCGAGUUAUUUGGAGUCUUCGCAUGCGGUGAAUUUGAAGAUUUAUGAGAGGAUGGGGUUUAAAUUGAAGAGACAGGUUUAUUUGCAGAGGGAGGAGGAGUUGGUGAGAUUGGAUAUUAUGGUUAGGGAGCCUAAGGUGGUGGGGUCGGAUGCGGAUAGUGGGGUUGAUGUGGUGUGAGGGGUCCGCGGGUUUCGGAGGGAGAGGGGGGAGGUGGGACUUGAGAGGGCUCGGGAAGCGUGAAAGAGAGGGAGAGUUAGAAGACGAGGACGCAGUGGAUGCAACAGAAUGUCAGAACUUUGGGUCUUUUCGGAGUUUGGAGGCUUAGAUCAGCUCUAGUCACUCUUUGGAUACGAUACGAAUCUGUGAAUAGCUUUGAUAGGCAGAACGAUCAACCGCUAUCAAGCAUAUACGCCCAGAUUGGAGGCGCGCGCUGAUGG
Molecule: messenger RNA, 1396 nt
Organism: Cercospora beticola
Lineage: Eukaryota; Fungi; Ascomycota; Dothideomycetes; Mycosphaerellales; Mycosphaerellaceae
Product: GNAT family N-acetyltransferase
Molecular function (GO): acyltransferase activity, transferring groups other than amino-acyl groups
Source: RefSeq, a predicted model, not a curated record